Caenorhabditis briggsae is the source of this 498-nucleotide messenger RNA. The transcript has 3 exons. Lineage: Eukaryota; Metazoa; Nematoda; Chromadorea; Rhabditida; Rhabditidae. The record is from RefSeq and is a predicted model, not a curated record. The coding region runs from base 1 to 498 and encodes 165 amino acids.
AUGUGUGUCUGGAGAAACUCCUCAUAUGAAUUAGACUCAUUUGCACCAUCAAUUUUACACAAAUUAGCAGUAGAGGAGUUACCAAUUCAUUUAUUAGCUGCAUAUGUUAUAAUCUUCAAGCCUCCGCCCACAAUGAAAUCGGUGAAAAGAAUGAUGCUGUUGAUGCUUUUGUGUGGCGCCUAUCUGGAUCUAUUUAUCAGUGCCCUCUCCAAUCAAUAUUACGUACUUCCUGCUGCUGCUGGACAUACACAAGGUCUUUAUACUUAUCUUGGAAUGCCCAUUAAGUGGCAAAACUAUAUGUACGUGAGCGGUCUAUGUCUAGCUGGAGUGUCUAUUCUGGGAUUUUUUGAAAAUCGAUUCACCGCUGUGCUGUCGCUCUCGCCUUUAUGUAUGCAAUCGGGCGGCGGCUUCCUCUUUGCCCUCGUGGCUCAGUCGGUAGCGGCGCCGCACCCUCAAUCCUCACCCCCACAAGUUCAACUCCUCGAGCGGUAUAUUUAA